Schizophyllum commune H4-8 is the source of this 985-nucleotide messenger RNA. RefSeq lists its product as uncharacterized. Lineage: Eukaryota; Fungi; Basidiomycota; Agaricomycetes; Agaricales; Schizophyllaceae. The transcript has 2 exons. The record is from RefSeq and is a predicted model, not a curated record. The coding region runs from base 180 to 677 and encodes 165 amino acids.
UUCUUCUUUCAAGAGAGAGGAACCUAGCGACAUUGUUCGGGGCGGAUCCGCCUUUUCCGAAGCGAUCUAGGAUCGAGGCUGCGCGGACGGUCGUGUGAGCUUGGACCGUGUCGCGUGGAGACUUGAUCUCUUGCCUCCGACCGCCAUCAGCCUUGCCACUCAUCGCUCGUCCGCUGACCAUGGCAUCCACAGCCACACAAGCCAGCACCCCUCCGACUACUCUCGGCGAUGCCGUGGCAUCUGGCGAGCGUAUACUGCGCGAGAUGACGAUCACACUGCAGGAUGUCGUCCCGCCUCAUGUCAAUUCCAGCGACAGGAACGUCAAGCACUUCUACGUUCAAGCGAGCCCGACAUAUCUACUCGGAUACUUGAUGACACCGAGGAUACUUUACGAGAUCGACAAGAGAAACGGGAAGGCAGAAGCGACUAUGAAGGCUACUCUCGACAAGUUCCUCGCAUACGUGAAGGGACGCGGUGGGAUCACAUGGGGACAUGGACUAGAGAGGAGAUCUCUGGGAGGAGAGGAAAGGUGGUUGUUCUGGAUGUUGAGGUCGGAGUGCAAGGAGGAUAUCUACACCGCGAAGUUUGAGCUCGUAGAGGGAUUCCGGAGACUUCUGGGCGCUGGCGCAGAUCCCGCUCUUAUCAUUUACAAACACCCUAAGCACUAUAUAUGCUGACGGCGUGUCGCUGUCCUGGGAUUGGGUGACCAAUCCCAGGGACAACGCUCCGCCUAUGCAGCGAAGGUUCGUGCUCCGCGCGUUGCUUGGAUGUCGAAGGGAGUUGUCACACGCAACUGUCCUAUACCUGCGUACGAAAGAUACCUUUUCCAUGCCCACUCGAACCUGUGGAGCUUGGGCUGCAGUGCCCCAGUCUGUUCGCCACUCACUGGCAAGAGAUUGUCUUGGGCGCGCGCGCAGGCCGACGCCUGUCGACAUUCGAGCACGAGAAAUGGACCAACUUCGCCCUGUUCUCCGACGCACAAGCC